GGGGCUACGGAAGCCUACUCAUUAUACACAUUACGGAAGAGUUUGGCGCUAUACAGAAGCAUGGUUGCAUGAGUUUAAAUAUUUGCCUGCAGUAUUCAGUAUCGCAGCGAAAAGUAUGUUUGGCUAAUCGAAUUACGUAUGUAGAAUAUUUUUUACAUUUGCGAUUAUACAGCACUGGCAGUUUCGAGACCCCCGCGUAAUUUUUGAAUUAAGUAAUACCAACAAGGUCAUAAGCUGUCGGGGCAGUGUUUGGUAACGAAAUUAAACGUGCCAUUUAAGUUACCGAGCUUCUAUGAUGGCUGGGCUCAUUAACUUUGAGGAUGAAAAAGAGGUAAAGCAGUUUUUAGACAAUUUAGGAGUGGAAUACAGUUUUCAGUGCUACAAAGAAAAGGAUCCUGAAGGGUGUCAGCGACUGGCUGAUUAUUUGGAAGGGGUGAAGAAAAAUUAUGAAGCUACAGCACAAGUGCUCAAACACACCUGCGAAACUUAUGGACAUGGAGAAAGUUGCUAUAAACUUGGAGCCUAUCACGUCACGGGGAAAGGGGGCGUAGCUGAGUGUCUGAAAACUGCCUACUCCUGUUUCCUGCGCUCCUGUAAUAUUGGAGGAAAGAAAUCCAUAGAUGCCUGUCACAACGUAGGUCUGCUGGCUCACGAUGGACGAGCUAUGGGUGGAGAACCAGACGUGAAGGCAGCUCAGCAGUAUUAUGAGAAGGCCUGUGUGGGUGGAUUUGCCCCUUCAUGCUUCAACCUCAGUGCUUUGUAUAUCACAGGCAAUCCAGGUGGUGUGGCCUCAGAUAUGUCACUAGCACUAAAGUAUGCCAACAGAGCUUGUGAACUGGGACAUGUGUACGGAUGUGCCAAUGCAAGUCGCAUGUACAAGCUUGGUGAUGGCACAGAGAAGGAUGAAAAGAAGGCUGAGGAACUGAAAAACAGAGCCAAAGAUCUUCAUGGUUUGGCAAAGGAAAGGCAACUUAAAUUUGGAGAGUGAAUGUGAAACACUUCAACUUUGUCCUGAGAACAGCUCUAUGUAGUUUUAAACAUAUCAAACAUAAACACUGAAAUCAGCAAAUGUGUGGUUUGGGUUUAUGUGUGAUUCCUACAUUUUAAUUCUAGCAAUUAUAAAUUAAAUUCAGGUAUUCAAAGUGAAUUAUGAUCCAUUUCCAUUAGAAAUGAUCAUGCCUUCUAUUUU
This is a messenger RNA of Periophthalmus magnuspinnatus, 1189 nucleotides long. RefSeq names its product cytochrome c oxidase assembly factor 7. The coding region runs from base 293 to 988 and encodes 231 amino acids. The transcript has 3 exons. Gene Ontology annotation, cellular component: mitochondrial intermembrane space. NCBI's taxonomy places the organism in Eukaryota, Metazoa, Chordata, Actinopteri, Gobiiformes, Gobiidae. Gene Ontology annotation, molecular function: protein binding. The record is from RefSeq and is a predicted model, not a curated record.